UUCCUUAAACAAAGAGGAGAAAGGCAGGGCUUGAAGAAGCUGACAUCUGUCGGCUUCAAAAGAGAAAAGGGAAAUUACAGAAUGUGGAAGAGCAAAGUGCACGAAAGGCAGGGCAUGAUUGUGUGAUUACCAUACACCUGAAAUCAGCGCGGUGCAUCACCACACUGCUCGACCUCAGUGGGACAGAAACAGAGAAGAAGGCAAAAAGGAAGGGGUGAGCAGGAGAGGAGACGGAUAAGGAGCAGGUGAGGAGGGUGGAGUUAAGACAACACCGAGCGUGGAACGUAGACAAACAGAGAGCGGCUCAUUGAUCCCCUGAGUCCUGACGUUGCCUGAGAAAAACAAGACAAUGACGAGGUGAACAGCACGGCUGAAGCCUGGUGUGUGGAAAGUGCCUGAUGACCGCGUGAAUGGGGGGAAACAUGAGCCUGCGAUAGAAGGAUCUGGCAUUUUCUUGGGGAUAUAAGUCACAACUGAAGGAGCUGAGGAUGUCUUCGUUAUCAGAAGCAGACUACCGCUGCAAACACGGAGAUACCAUCUGUGAGAUCCGCGUCUAUGAGCAGGAGGUGAUCGUCGUGCCCAUCUUGCUGCUGGCCAGCUUCCUGGUCACUUUGGUUUUCAUUUUGCUGCUGCGCUUUUGUCCAGAGAAAGUUGAUCGGAUGCGUCCAAAGGCCUCAAAGUCGACAACCAGGAGAGUACUGCAUGGUAUUGAUGCUCCACCAGGUCUCAAUGUCCUGGAGCAUGAAAGCAUCGCUCUGGACAUGCCCAGUUCCUACUCCACCUUCCAGCCCCCGAACACCUACUCCUCAAAAGCCCUCUCUGUGAGCACACUCUCUCUCCCGCCCAACCCCCCAAAGCAGCCGUUCAAGCCCAGUUUCACUCCCAUCGUCCAGCCCAGGGAGUUGCCCCGCCAGAGGUUGCCCGAGUCCUUCAACCUGGUCACCCCUCUGCCCGCUGCCUUCAGCCUGCACUCCGACUCCUCUGUGUCGCUCUACAGGGCCCGUAUGGAAAACAGGAAUGUGGUCCUGCGGGUGCUAAAUGACUCUGCCGGUGCCACAGAAAGACACAGCUUCCUGGGCUUUGCGUCCUUCCUGGCCCAGCUCGGACCGCACCCGUUCCUGCCGGAGCUUCUCGGCGUGGUGUCGCUGCGAGCUCCUCUGGUCACAGUGAUGGAGGAGAUGGAGAACAGAGACCUGCUCAGCUUCCUGUGGAGAUGCAGACAGGAACAUGUAGAUCCUCCAUGUGAAAUGACUGAGAGACGGAUGUAUACUAUGGCCACACAGGUGGCUUCAGCACUGGAGUUCCUCCACGGCAAAGAUCUGCUCCAUGGAAAUAUCCGAGCCCGCAGCGUACUGGUCAGCAAGGGGUUCACGGCCAAGCUCUGGGGUCUGCACGGCGUCUACACCAGGAAGAACCAGGGAGCGACUUGGAAAGAAGAUCUCAGCAUGAAGAAAUGGCAGGCGCCAGAGGUAUUAACCAAGAGGCCUGUCAGCCAGAGCAGUGACGUCUGGUCAUUUGGCGUCUUACUGUACGAAAUGGCAUCACUGGGUGAGGCUCCAUUUGCAGAAAUCUCAGUGAAUGAACUUCUACAGUUUCAUCAAAGAGGGAAGAGUCUGAAAAAACCCACCAACUGCUCCAACUCGCUGUACUCCAUCAUUAAAGGUUGCUGCCACUGGAAGGACCAGGAUCGACCCUCCCUGGCAGAAGUGAGCCGAAAGCUCCUCUCGGGAGAGAAGAGCGCCUCUGACAAAGUCCUCAAGGCGUCUGGGACGGUUAACAUCGAGCAGUAUCUGCAGGAAGCAGGUUACGGGGAAGCCAACAGCUACACUGUCUUCUGAUCAGAAAAAAUACAUCCAUUGCACAAAUACCCCAGUGGUGCACUUUUACAACACCAGUCUUUCAGGUGCAACGGGCGUGUUCCAAGCUCUGUGUACAAUUGCUGUGGGCACUGAAAUUAUUCUUUUAUUUGGUUUUGUGUAUUGAUACGUGUGUUAAAUAAGUUAUUUACCUUUUGGAGCCAUUUAUUUUAAAAUGACAACUUGUUUUGUGGGGGGAAAAUACAAGUCAUUUUGUUGUAGUGAAUAUGAAGAUAUGUAAACUUGACCAAUGUACAGCUGCUGCAGUCUGACCUUGCAGUAGACACUGUCAAAAUGAUGGUUUACAAAUGUUUACAACUUGAAGUCAGUGUAUAUUAAAAUAUGUAAUAUAAGUUAUUACUGAAUCUUUUUUGGCAGUUGUGGAAACGACAUAUUCAUGCAAUAACACUACUUUAUUGUUACACUCAUUUUCUCUUUAAGCUCAGUUCAUGUGGAUGUACUGUACAAGAAAAUGAGCUGAACAAUUUAAAUUUGAAUAAAUAAUCAUUACAAGA
Messenger RNA from Scophthalmus maximus (turbot), 2371 nucleotides. It is a transcript of the gene styk1b, whose product is annotated as serine/threonine/tyrosine kinase 1b. Gene Ontology annotation, molecular function: transmembrane receptor protein tyrosine kinase activity; ATP binding. The transcript has 10 exons. Bases 489 to 1838 code for a protein of 449 amino acids. The record is from RefSeq and is a predicted model, not a curated record. Gene Ontology annotation, cellular component: signaling receptor complex. Lineage: Eukaryota; Metazoa; Chordata; Actinopteri; Pleuronectiformes; Scophthalmidae. Gene Ontology annotation, biological process: protein phosphorylation; cell surface receptor protein tyrosine kinase signaling pathway; multicellular organism development.